This is a messenger RNA of Sapajus apella (tufted capuchin), 2806 nucleotides long. It is a transcript of the gene FSBP, whose product is annotated as fibrinogen silencer binding protein. The transcript has 2 exons. The record is from RefSeq and is a predicted model, not a curated record. Bases 1708 to 2607 code for a protein of 299 amino acids. Lineage: Eukaryota; Metazoa; Chordata; Mammalia; Primates; Cebidae.
ACAUACCCUGUGUUCUUUCUUUGAUUCUCUUUUAAUGUUAUGAAAGCUCAGAAAAUGCUAGAAAUGCUAGAAUGAUUUUGCAUACCUGUGGUCCAGUUGUUGUUGAUUUUCUUUUUGCGUCUCUAUGGACAAGAAUCAUUUGCAUUGCUGAUUUCUACAAUUUACAGAGCUGCAAAACUGCUCAAAGACAAUGAAAGGAAAGAACUAUUAUAGAAUCAAAUUACUCAGUGGGGUAUACCAGACAACACCUAGCAUUCCAUAGGACAUCCCGCAGUCUUUCACUGGUUUUCUGAAAGAUAAUACAUUUAAAGCUUCUAACACAUUGUCUGGCUCGAGGUGAGAGCUCAAUAAAUUUAAUUUGCUUCUCCAUUGUUAAAAGAAUGAAAAACAAGAUAAUUGAGAAUUUAUAGCAUUUCUAUGGAACUACAGUUCCCUGGAUAGUUGCUGUAUCUAGAUUGACUUUUGAUUUCACUGGGUCUUGUGCAGUGCCUGGGAACAUUUUUAUAUGUGGUCAGUAAUUAAAAAAUUUAUUUUCCCACCUCUUAAUACUAUCACAGUUGUUCAGUAACAGUUUGAUUGGAUAGAACUAUGUUCAAAUAUGUUCUGAUUUAUUCCCCUAUCUGGAAAAAACAUGUAUAUUGUGAGAAAAUAGGCUUGUCUUACUUACAUCAUUAUGUAUCAUGUAUUUUCAUACUGGGGUUAACAAAUAUAUUCUAAGCAUUGAAACUGGUGGCCUUGAAAAUGGCUUGACUAGCUGUUUCUUUUCAUAGUCCAAACUGGGUGAAUAUAGCUAAAUAAAAAAUCUGGCUCUAUUAUAAUAGCAAAUUCGAUUUCGUGUGUGGAGUCUUAAGGCAUGAUUAUACUGUUUCUCACCAUGAAUAGUGAUUUUUUACACAUGAUAAGGCAGGCUAGCAUAUUCACAUACAUUACGGCUAGAAUAAACCAUUGCUUUAAAAAUAUGAUUUUUAACCUGCUUUUUAGAUUGAGUGUUCUAUAAAAAUUUCUUCUUAACUGAAAAAAAAAAUAUGCAGAGGCUAAUGUAGACUGUAAAAUGAAGGAGAAGCUUAGCUUUACUGUGGAGUCUGGGUCUGGGUGUAACCUAACUAGCUAGAGGAUAUGCAAUUCCUGAUUGACAGCAGGUCCAGCAUUAUGCAGAUUUUGUAAGGGAGAACACUCAGCUCAGAAACAGUGAUGAGAGGCUCUGUUAGGAAUUACUACAUUCACUACUCAUAUCUUUCAGUUUUCUGUCUACUGGAUUUGUAAAUAAAUAGCGCAAAACCGUUCCUCUUUUGUUUUUAUUAAAGUGAUACUGCAAUGCAGUUCAGUCUGUCAGCUAGGCAUAUAUGUGUGAAAUUUGAUAUUCUCACUAAAUUAGCUAAUUUUUAGCUGUGUUCCAUGCUUAUCUCUAGACCUUUGUGUAUUAAAUCCUGUCUCGAGCUGUUCCCUUUAUACACAAGUGUGUUUUGCUUGUGCCUUCCUGUCUUCCUCAGUGAGAAGCUUUAUGUAGGUCAGGCUUGGCUUAAGCAGAUUUCCUGAACCUGCGUCAGCUUAAGCUGGAGGAAUUUUAAUAAACCCUCCCCUGUAGGCGUGGGCCUAAAUGAGGCUAGCCUAGUUAAGCCUGAUCUUUUUCUGUUUGUGAAAAGAGCUGAGCAGAGCUGAAGGCUGCAUGGUGGUUUCAGAAACUGCCUACUUAAUUUGAAAAGAACAAUGGUAGGAAAGGCUAGAUCUUCCAAUUUUACCUUAUCUGAAAAGCUUGAUUUGCUAAAGCUUGUGAAGCCAUAUGUGAAAAUUCUCGAAGAACACACUAAUAAACAUUCAGUAAUAGUGGAAAAGAAUAGAUGUUGGGAUAUCAUAGCAGUUAACUAUAAUGCAAUUGGAGUAGACCGCCCUCCUCGAACAGCACAAGGCCUACGCACCCUUUACAAAAGGCUCAAAGAAUAUGCCAAACAGGAGCUAUUGCAGCAAAAAGAGACCCAAUCAGAUUUUAAAAGCAAUAUUUCUGAGCCAACCAAGAAAGUUAUGGAGAUGAUUCCCCAGAUUUCCAGUUUUUGCCUGGUAAGAGACAGGAACCACAUACAAAGUGCAAACUUGGAUGAGGAGGCACAGGCUGGUACCAGUUCACUACAGGUAAUGUUGGAUCACCAUCCUGUUGCCAUUACAGUGGAGGUGAAGCAAGAAGAAGACAUUAAACCACCUCCUCCACUGGUUUUAAAUUCUCAACAAAGUGAUACUUUAGAGCAAAGAGAAGAACAUGAAUUAGUACAUGUUAUGGAAAGAUCCUUGUCGCCUUCACUUUCCUCUGUUGAUAUGAGAAUGACAUCGUCUCCAUCUUCUAUUCCAAGGAGAGAUGAUUUUUUUCGGCAUGAGAGUGGCGAACACUUUAGGUCACUAUUAGGGUAUGAUCCUCAGAUCCUGCAAAUGUUGAAAGAGGAGCAUCAGAUAAUUUUAGAAAAUCAAAAAAAUUUUGGAUUGUAUGUUCAGGAGAAGAGGGAUGGAUUGAAAAGAAGGCAGCAGCUAGAGGAAGAACUACUAAGAGCAAAAAUUGAAGUGGAGAAGCUGAAAGCAAUUCGCUUACGGCAUGAUCUACCUGAAUAUAACAGUCUCUAAGAUUUUUUUUUUUUUUUUUUUGGUCAAUCUUGCAAUUGGAUAAUUUUGAUUUUGGCCAAAUUACUUUAAUUUGGGAGUAUCCUGAAACAGAAUACAUGUUCUUAAAAAAUGUUGUUAAUCUCUAUUAUGGAAAAUCUUUUUUGAUAUAAUUUUCUAGUUAUUUUAUUUUGAGAUAUUAAAAUUUACUGAUUGAUUGGCA